UCUAAGGGUAAUUUGGUUUUUGAAGCAAUAGGCAUAUCUAAAUAUUUAUCUAAUUCAUCAGUAGAUGAAUUAUCAUCAUUAUUAUCCUUAUCAUCAAAUAUUGAAUUCUUCAGACCAAGGCAUAUUUUCUUGAGCUUUGAAUCUAGUAAAAUUGCUAUAAGGCCAGUGAACAUUGGAUUCCCCAAUAUUUCCAAA
This is a messenger RNA of Racocetra persica, 195 nucleotides long. NCBI's taxonomy places the organism in Eukaryota, Fungi, Glomeromycota, Glomeromycetes, Diversisporales, Gigasporaceae. The record is from the annotation of a GenBank genome assembly.